AUGUCGAUGCAAAGUGGAAGCUUCAGAUUUUUGAACCUCAUCAAGCCGGUGAUGUGUGUUUUGCCGGAAGUGGAAGCUCCAGACCGCCGUAUUCCGUUCAAGGAGAAGGUGUUGUGGACCUCCAUCAGUCUCUUCGUCUUCUUAGUGUGUUGCCAGAUUCCUCUCUAUGGUGUCCUCACCUCCAAGAGUUCAGAUCCGUUCUACUGGAUGCGAGUGAUCUUAGCCUCCAACCGAGGGACCCUGAUGGAGCUGGGUAUCUCUCCGAUCAUCACAUCUGGCAUGGUAAUGCAGCUCUUAGCUGGAAGUAGGAUCAUUGAUGUGGAUCAGACGCUGAAGGAGGAUCGCGCCCUGUUUCAUGGCGCACAGAAGUUGUUCGGAAUGCUGAUCACCAUGGGAGAGGCCGUGGCCUACGUCAUGAGCGGCAUGUAUGGCAGCCUUCGUGAGAUUGGGGCAACCUGUGCCAUUUUGAUCAUUAUGCAGCUCUUCUUCGCGGGAAUUGUGGUGAUCUUGUUGGAUGAACUCAUGCAGAAGGGAUAUGGAAUCGGCUCCGGGAUCUCCUUGUUCAUUGCCACCAACAUCUGCGAGAGCAUCAUUUGGAAGGCCUUUUCUCCUACCACCAUGAACACAGGGAAAGGUACUGAGUUUGAAGGUGCCAUUGUCGCCACGUUCCACUUCAUGGCGUCCAGGAGCGACAAACUCAUCGCCUUGAAAGAAGCCUUCUAUCGCCAAUCGGCCCCGAACCUCACGAACCUCUUUGCCACGGUCUUGGUCUUCUUCGUGGUUAUCUAUUUCCAAGGUUUCAAAGUGGACUUACCUGUGAAGUAUCAGAAGGUUCGUGGACAGCAGGGUUCCUAUCCCAUCAAGCUCUUCUACACCUCCAACAUUCCCAUCAUCCUGCAGACGGCACUGGUGUCCAACCUGUACUUCUUGUCGCAGUUGCUCUACAGGCGCUUCAAGUCCAACAUGCUGGUAAACCUGCUGGGUCAGUGGCAGGAAGCAGAUUUCGGUGGCCAGUCUAUCCCAGUGGGCGGCUUUGCAUACUACAUCUCUCCGCCCAACAGCGUCUCAAACAUCUGGGAGGAUCCGCUCCAUGCUCUGAUUUACGUGUCCUUUGUGCUCAUUUCCUGCGCUCUGUUCUCCAAGUUCUGGAUUGAGGUGUCCGGUUCAUCUCCUCGAGAUGUGGCGAAACAGCUGAGAGAUAACUCCAUGGUCUUCAAAGGUCACCGAGAAGAGUCUUUGUAG
Cladocopium goreaui is the source of this 1242-nucleotide messenger RNA. The record is from the annotation of a GenBank genome assembly. Lineage: Eukaryota; Dinophyceae; Suessiales; Symbiodiniaceae.